UAGAAAGUAAGCAUGAAGUAACAAUAUUGGGUGGAUUAAAUGAAUUUUCAGUGAAGUUUUAUGGGCCAAAAGGAACACCAUAUGAAGGAGGUGUAUGGAAAGUUAGAGUUGAUUUACCUGAAAAAUAUCCUUUUAAGUCACCUUCAAUUGGUUUCAUGAAUAAAAUCUAUCAUCCAAAUAUUGAUGAAGUAUCUGGAACAGUUUGCUUGGAUGUAAUCAAUCAAGCUUGGACAGCACUAUAUGAUUUAUCCAAUAUAUUUGAAUCUUUCUUACCACAACUUUUAACAUAUCCUAAUCCAAUUGAUCCGUUGAAUGGUGAUGCUGCAGCUAUGUAUUUACAUAAACCAGAAGAAUACAAAAAGAAAGUACAAGAAUAUGUCAAGAAGUAUGCAACCGAAGAAGCUCUUAGAGAACAAGAGCAAGAACAAUCCAGUAGUGAGAGUUCAAUGAGUGAUUUUUCAGAUGAUGAAACACAAGAUAUGGAACUAUAACAUAACAGAAUGGGGAAUUGGGAUUGAAGGGAGGGGGGUGGGAUAUAGGGAGGGUAAUUAUGGGGAGGGGUGGGUGGGGAAAUGUGUUCAUAAAAAAAACCAUCAUGUGUAAAUGACCAUGUUGAAGAUGGUUUAGAGGCAUUUGUUACCAUGAAGCUAUUGAUUUCAAAAUCUUUUUGUUGUUGAUACAUUUUAUCAAAAUUUUAAACUAGAUCUCUUACUUCAUUCUGUUGUAUUGUUUAGAUUCCAAGCAUAGUCUGUAAAAUUAAUACUUAUUUAAAAUAAAAUAUUUGAAAUAGUUCUGGAAAAUGUCAAUUAAAUAUUACUGUUAUUGAUACGGAUUAAAAUAUUUCCACAGAAACAUUCCUGAAUUAUAGCUUGCAUUUAACUUUAUGAAUAUUAUUUAUUAAAUAUUUCAUUCAGAUAAAUUUGUGUAUCAAAUGGCCUCAUCCAUCUUCAUCUUCUGUUACUGUGGAUGUUAAAUCUAAAUGAUGUAUUAAUGGUAACUUCUAAAAACAGAUCUGUUAAUGUUCUGUAUAGUAGUUCAUGGAUAGUUUCUUCAUAAUCAGUCAGUGUUACAAAAACUUUAGUGUUUUUUGCAAGAUUUCAUUGUGUAGGCAAUAUUGCCAGCAGAUUUUCUUUUAGCAUGCAUGUGUGUGUGUGAAAAUGUGUGAAUGUCUGUGUUUAAAAUGUAAAGAAAGAAACACUCACAAUGAAAUUCUUAGCCUUGUUGGUUAUCUUGGAUGUCCCACAUUGUAUUGCGGACAUACUUGUAUGUUAUAGUUUGAAUUGUAGGGUUGGGAUUAUGUAGAUUUUGGUGUUGGAUGUUAUAUUAGUAAAAAAUUUAAGUGAUUGAUUCAGAGUUAUUGUGAGAUCAAUGUUUAUGUUGGUAUGAAUGAAUUUUUUAAAUUAGAUUUCAAUUGUUAUUAUCAAUUAAUCAGUAACAAUAGCAAAUGCUUAACUUUGUGCUGUGAAUUGUUAAACGACAAAAUUCUAUAAGCUUGAAUACACUGGACUGUUGAUUUGUUAGAAUAUAUUAUCAUUCUUUGUAAAUAGAUUUCCUCUUACAAAAUUUGAAAGAAAAUGCCAUAAUGUAUGUAUGUGUAUGCUUCUUUGUCCAGAACCAUAUCACAUUCAAUAUAUAUAUAUGCUCAUAUUUAAUAUAGUUUCAUAUUUUUUGUCUUUAGCAUAACCAGAGAAUUUUAAAUGCUUAUUAUGUAUGAAAUACAAGAACUUUCAGUUUGGCUAAUUAUCAUUAUAUUACAUAAGUUUGAAUGUUUGAAUUUCAUGAUUGUCAGUCAUACAUUCAUUACCAUUAAAUUUUUGAUAUUUUUGGUCAGACAUAAUCAGGUAACAAAUUCAACCAUGAUUCAUCUUAUUGUUCUUGCCUGUAUCUAUAAAGAUCUAAUAAACACAUAACAAAUGGC
Molecule: messenger RNA, 1918 nt
Organism: Centruroides sculpturatus (bark scorpion)
Lineage: Eukaryota; Metazoa; Arthropoda; Arachnida; Scorpiones; Buthidae
Gene: UbcE2H
Product: ubiquitin-conjugating enzyme E2 H-like
Exons: 6
Coding region: 156-491 (111 amino acids)
Biological process (GO): protein polyubiquitination; ubiquitin-dependent protein catabolic process
Cellular component (GO): nucleus
Molecular function (GO): ubiquitin conjugating enzyme activity
Source: RefSeq, a predicted model, not a curated record